GAUCUCGGAGCAUGGCCAGCAACAGUGGACUCGAAGACAAGCGAUUGCUCAUCUCUUGUGCCAACGAUCACUCUGUCAUCAGCCAAGGCACGAAAAAUGUAGAGACGAGUGGCACAACCUUGGACGUUAGAGAUCAAAACGGAAGGAGUGCAACCAAGAAUACAAAGAGCACAUUGAUAGCAAGCGGCGACGAACAAGAUUAUGUACCCCCCAUGGAAUUGCUUCCGAAAAGCACACACCAUGAUGGUUCUAUACGCAGGAGCACUCAUGCGUGGAAAAAGAACUAUGCUGUUCAUGACCGUACUAAGACUCGGUUGGCAGAUCCCAAAGAUUGCAUCUUCCGUAACGGAAAAUGCAAGCGGCAUAAUCCUAGUCGCGUCUUACAAUUUUUCUCAUUAAAGUUGGCUGAACUUACUGUGCAUGUUGGCCCAAUAGAGUUGUAUGGAUACAUAGCAGUGCGGGAUUGUCGGGAUACAUUGCUUAAUUAUGUUGUCAAUAUAAGCAGGGAUGAUCCUGUUAUCGUGAAUCAGGGUUCUCUCAUCAACAUGGCUGGCCCUAAGCGAGGGAUAGAUUUGUAUUGCGCUGUUCUAGUGGAAUUUGACAUUAGGAUCAAGGCAGGCAAAAAAGAAAGGGAUGAUCACCAGCUGAUUGAUGGGGUAUCAGGCAUAGCCGACCUGUGGGGAGUAUGGAAUCAAGCAUUCACAAACCGCAUCUAUGGUGACUGUGGCGCAGUUGACGUGACCGUAGCACGUAUUGAUGAGGCAGUCAUAGCGAAUGUAGAAGUUGCCGUGUCAGAAGUGCAGAGCAGUUUUGAGCUGUGCUUCAGUUGUUUUAUCGGCGGUUAUAACGAAGAAAUCCGGCUCUUCGACGGUGCAGUUGGCGAGUGUCGCCUCUUAAAGAGGUCUGUGGUUGCUGUAGUGGAUGGUUCCACUCUGGAUUUGAAGUUCAAGGUGGCCUCGGAGCCAUCCAGUUCAGUGGAGCACUGGUGUUCCUUCAAGGCGGACACACAUGGACUUGACACUCGUGAGGUAAAAACUGAAUUAGGGUUGAUGUCAGUGAAGGUGGCUUGGUCGACUCUGCGUUCUGUCUAG
Messenger RNA from Hordeum vulgare subsp. vulgare (domesticated barley), 1091 nucleotides. RefSeq lists its product as uncharacterized. The transcript has 3 exons. Bases 12 to 1091 code for a protein of 359 amino acids. The record is from RefSeq and is a predicted model, not a curated record. NCBI's taxonomy places the organism in Eukaryota, Viridiplantae, Streptophyta, Magnoliopsida, Poales, Poaceae.